Messenger RNA from Strongylocentrotus purpuratus (purple sea urchin), 1617 nucleotides. RefSeq names its product G-protein coupled receptor GRL101. The transcript is spliced from 6 exons. Gene Ontology annotation, biological process: G protein-coupled receptor signaling pathway. NCBI's taxonomy places the organism in Eukaryota, Metazoa, Echinodermata, Echinoidea, Camarodonta, Strongylocentrotidae. Gene Ontology annotation, molecular function: protein binding; G protein-coupled receptor activity. Gene Ontology annotation, cellular component: membrane. The record is from RefSeq and is a predicted model, not a curated record. The coding region runs from base 92 to 1495 and encodes 467 amino acids.
CGGUUAUAAUAAGUUAGAAUCACUAAGUUCGGGAACAUUCCAGGAUCUGGGAAACAUAACGGACCUGAUACUUCGGAAUAACUCUAUCAGCAUGAUUGAGACUGGGGCAUUCAGUGGACUCGACAAAAUCACCGGCAUAUCUUUUACGGACAACAAGCUAACCGAACUCCGUAAAGGAAUGCUCGAUGGACUUUCUAAUGUGUAUUGGAUAUCAUUCCGACGUAACCCAUUGUCGUAUAUCGAGCCUGGCACUUUUGACCACACGACGAAAAUCGAAACCUUAGUGUUGGGGGAGGUCCAUCUUACCCAUCUUGAACCAGACAUGUUCAGGGGACUCGGGAAUAUCCAACAGCUCUCCACGGAUGACUACCGUCUCUGCUGUCUCUUUGACAGUGCCUAUACAUGCUCAAAAGUUGAUAUUUCCUCACUAGACUCCUGCACCAGACUCAUGCCUAACAGCGUCCUGCGAAUCGCCUUGUGGGUGCUCGGGUUCGGCGCCCUCUUCGGCAAUACCAUGGUAAUUUUCAUCCGAUGCCGCAAUAAGCGAUCGAACACGAGUAAUCAUCAGCAGGUUUUUUUCAUCUCGAACUUAGCCAUCGCUGAUUGGUUCAUGGGCAUUUUCAUGAUCAUUAUAGCAUCAGCCGAUACCUAUUACGGGGAAUACUACUUCCUCAAAGCGCCGGAAUGGAGAAGCUCGGGUCUGUGCAGGUUCGCAGGUGCCCUUGCCAUCCUGUCAAGUGAGAGCUCCGUGUUUAUGUUGACAAUAAUCACCGUCGAUCGAUUCCUGAAUGUGGUGUUCCCGUUCAGCAGAUUCAAAUUCCACUCCGAGUCGGCGCGCGUUUGUGUCGUCAUCACAUGGGUCAUCACAACCAUCCUCAGCUUGGGGCCCGUCCUGAUUGGGUCAUUCGUGACUGGGUUCUACGGGCUAUCCGACGUCUGCAUCGGUCUGCCCCUGAGCGUGGAUUCAACAGGGACGAGAACUCGAGUCUGGGAUCGCAUCGAGGGCAUCUCUAUCUUUCAGUCCAACAAUGAUGGGAGCCUUCAGCCAUCUUGGAUCUAUUCCAUAGUACUUUUCCUGGGUAUCAACCUCAUCUGCUUCUUAUUCAUCCUCAUCUGUUACAUCAUCAUUUUCGUCCAGGUGAGGAGAUCGGCAAACAGCAUCGGGAAGGACCGCAACACGGGAUCCCCGCACGACCAGGAGGUGAGAAUGGCCUUCAAGAUGGCCAUCAUCAUCGGCACUGAUUUCUUGUGCUGGAUGCCAGUCAUCAUCAUGGGGAUCCUCUCUCAGACCGGGCGGGUCGAGCUCCCCGUCUCUCUCUACGCCUGGUCGGCCGUCUUCAUCUUGCCCAUCAACUCUACCUUGAAUCCUUACCUCUACACAUUCACGGAGUUCAUCGGUCAAAAGAAGAAGAGGGCUAAUGAGAGUCAGAAGUCGAUGAAGACAGUAAGUACAACGGUUGCAAAUAAAAGCAGCGAACACGACACCAGAUUAUAGAUUUUGUUUCUUCUCAUGGUGUUGAAACACAGUUUGAUCUCAUGUUGGUUAAAUAAAUUCCACAAAAUGACAUGUCAGCUCGAAAUCCUAAAUAUAUAAUUAUGAAUAAUGCAAGUGUGUAA